AUGUGGCUGGCGCGACUUCUCACUUUCCUAGUUUGGGCAUUGUCCUCAUGGGAAUCGGAUGGAUAUGUCUGGCCUUCGCGAUACGACUUCUUGGAAGACUUUCUCGCAAUUCAUUCCGGAGCCACUAUUUUUGGCUUCAUUGUCGCCUCUUGCGGUAACGGUCAAAACAAUGUCGGUCGUCAAAACUCCGCUGAAUGGAUCCGAGCCGCGUUCCACGAUGUUGCUACCCAUGACAAGGGAGCCGGCACUGGUGGCCUCGAUGCAUCUCUCAUGUACGAGCUAGACCGCGAUGAGAACCUUGGAAAGGCAUUCAAUCGUACAUUUGCAGACAUGUCUAGUUUUAUCAACCCAAGAGCUAGCGCCGCCGAUCUGCUCGCACUUAGUGUAGUGACCGCCGCGGCUGGGUGUGGUGGCCAGAAGAUUCCUUUCCGAGCUGGCCGUAUUGACGCUAUCAUGGCUGGGCCUCCUGGAGUUCCGAAGCCUGAACAAUCUCUGGAAAGUCAUAGGACGACUUUUCACCGAGCCGGAUUCAACGAUAGCGAUAUGGUUGCGCUCGUAGCCUGUGGCCACACACUCGGCCGAGUUCACGGAGACGAAAACCAACAUGUGACGGGCGGCGAGAUGUCCAAUACGAAUGUGGUCAGCUUUGACAAUACUCCUGCCGCCUUCGACACCGCCGUCGUUCGUGGAUAUCUCCAGAACGACGGUGUCAAUCCGUUGGUGUUCAACCAUAACGACACCCUAAAUUCGGAUAAGAGGAUCUUCGGCGUUGACGGCAACAUCACUAUGCAGGCUAUGGUAGACAGUGUCACGUUUCAAAUCACCUGCGCAAGUGUAUUCGAGCGAAUGAUCAACACGGUUCCUGAUUCCGUCAUCCUGAGCGACCCGCUAGAGCUAAUCGACAUCAAGCCGUACAUAGACACUCUAGACCUUAGCAAUGACGGCACAGCAAUCAUCUUUAAAGGGCGAAUCCGCGUGCGUACAACAAAUCGCGACCCGGAGGGAUUCGGCAUUGCUAUUGAAAUCUCUCAACGCAACGGACAACGAACACUCAUCCAAACCUCACGAGAUCGUUUCCAGGGUGGGCUGUCCACGGGUUUCUUUGGAGAGUCUUUUGCCUGGUUUCACUUUGAUACUCAAUUGGAUCCAGCUACUGGAAUCUCGGGCUUCAACGUACAAUUAACGGACCUCUCUACUGGCCAAGUCGAGACUUUUGACAACGGUGGUACAGGCGGAUUCCCAGUGACUGACGGUUUGAUUUAUGCGGCAGAUAGGUCUUGCUUGGAUACUAACCCCGGAGCCGAUGGAAACAUGACCUUAAAUGUUGUAGCUAUGGUCCGAGAGGAUCUGCUGCCGGCUGGCAGCGAUGUCUAUCUCGAGCUCACGCACCGAGUUCAUCAGCAGAACAUAAUGUUACCCAGGCUGCAAACUGAGAGCACACCGAUGGUUAUGGGUAGCGCACAUAUCAGAGGUUUUGUGGAAUUCACUAGAACGAUUCCUCUGGCGGCAAACGGAUGGAAUACAGUUUUUGACAUUGUGCUGGUGACGGGGGAUGGGGAGCUGAGGUCUGAUUUUCAUAGUUCCGGCGCAUUAACAAGUGCAUCGUGCUCUUGA
Molecule: messenger RNA, 1614 nt
Organism: Colletotrichum paranaense
Lineage: Eukaryota; Fungi; Ascomycota; Sordariomycetes; Glomerellales; Glomerellaceae
Product: WSC domain-containing protein
Exons: 2
Coding region: 1-1614 (537 amino acids)
Biological process (GO): response to reactive oxygen species; cellular response to oxidative stress; hydrogen peroxide catabolic process
Molecular function (GO): heme binding; peroxidase activity
Source: RefSeq, a predicted model, not a curated record